This is a messenger RNA of Anastrepha ludens (Mexican fruit fly), 478 nucleotides long. Its product is annotated as mitochondrial import inner membrane translocase subunit Tim13. NCBI's taxonomy places the organism in Eukaryota, Metazoa, Arthropoda, Insecta, Diptera, Tephritidae. The record is from RefSeq and is a predicted model, not a curated record. The transcript has 3 exons. Bases 129 to 395 code for a protein of 88 amino acids.
UGAUGAACAAGAUAUCUUCUAGAGUUCUACAAUCUACCAUGCUAAGUGCGAUUGCUUCAGUUGUAGGGAAUUCAAUAGAAAUUGUAUUGUAAAUUGUGUGGUAAUUGGUUUUUCUUUUUAUCAGCAAAAUGUCAGGCGUAACUAAUUUAUCAAACAGUGAAAAAGUAGAACUUAUUGAGCAGGUGAAACAACAAAUUGCGGUGGCUAAUGCCCAAGAACUAUUGACGAAAAUGACAGAAAAAUGUUUUAAAAAAUGUAUUAGUAAACCGGGUGUCACAUUGGAUUCCUCGGAGCAGAAAUGCAUUUCGAUGUGCAUGGAUAGAUACAUGGACUCUUGGAAUUUGGUAUCGCGUACAUACAGUAAUCGUCUGCAACGGGAGCAAAGCAAAAUGUAGAAGUGAACCACAGGCAAUAAAAGUGUGCUCUCGCUCCUACAAGUCAUGUUAUAAUAAGUAUGCUUUUCCUAAAAUUUUUGUUU